This is a messenger RNA of Penicillium maclennaniae, 2379 nucleotides long. RefSeq names its product origin recognition complex subunit 1. Gene Ontology annotation, cellular component: nuclear origin of replication recognition complex. Gene Ontology annotation, molecular function: ATP hydrolysis activity; chromatin binding; ATP binding. NCBI's taxonomy places the organism in Eukaryota, Fungi, Ascomycota, Eurotiomycetes, Eurotiales, Aspergillaceae. Gene Ontology annotation, biological process: DNA replication initiation; mitotic DNA replication checkpoint signaling. The coding region runs from base 1 to 2379 and encodes 792 amino acids. The record is from RefSeq and is a predicted model, not a curated record. The transcript has 3 exons.
AUGGCUGACUCUGACUCCGAUUCCAGUCCUCAGCACACCCGCAAUGUCCGAAAGCGCGCCCAGCAAUGGGUCACUAAGGGUGCCCUAGUCCGAGAGGACUCCGACGACGAGCUAGGUGACGAAGACCUCCCUUGGCACUGGAUCUAUGCACCUGAGCCUGAAGUCGCGGAUCAAGCCGAAGCUAACGGCGCAAGCUCUACCAAGGCAAACCGCCGUCGCUCUUCCCGACCUGCCAGGAAACGACCGACCAUUGUGGGCGCUCGCAUGGGCACAUUCGAGUGCUACCUCGGUCAAGUGGUCCUUUUAAAAUCACCGGAGCCCGGGAAAGAUUGGGUGGGAAUUAUCACAGAAUUCGUGGAGGAAGAGGACGAAGACGAAGAUGACAAAAUGAUCAAGUCCGCCAACAUCAUGUGGUUCGCAUCCCCUGAUGAGUUCUUGUCAACAAGAAACAAGCGGAGAGCAGAUGCUUUGCCGAACGAGCAAUACCUGACCGCGGAUUUCAAUACAAACCCUCUUACGUCCAUCAAUGGCAAGGCUGUCGUGAUGUCCAAGGAUGCUUUUUAUGCCAAAUAUCCGAACGGCAUUCCUCCCAAGGACAAAACCGAAUUGGCCGAAUACAACAAGUGUAUCGUUGUCCGUCGAGGUGUGAGUCAGGCACAGGGAAGAUAUACGGAAGAAUUUGUCUGGGAGAAGGUUUACCAGGAAGACAAUAUCUUCGAUCUUAUCAACCUGGUCAAGGAUGGGCUAAAGGCUGCCAAGAAACGCAAGGUGGCGGAUGACGAGUAUGUCGAGACCAAGGAUGAAAAUGAGGCUCCAACCACACCCAGGAAAAGGCAGCGAUUGGCCGGGAAUGCAACACCCAAGUCUCAGCGCAAGAAGCAGCUGACGACGCCCACCCACAAAAGAAUUGUGGUGAAGAAGCCUCUUGAAUUCACUCCUCUUGGCACUCGUGUUCUCUCGCCAAACCACUUUGCUUCACCAUAUCGCCAAGCACGUAACUUGCUGCAUGUCUCAACAGUACCAGACUCUCUUCCUUGUCGAAAGUCUGAGUUCAAUCAAGUCUACAACCAUCUUAGUGCGGCCAUUAUGGAAGGUACAGGAGCCUGCAUCUAUAUCUCAGGUACACCUGGCACCGGCAAAACCGCAACCGUGCGUGAAGUUGUGGCCCAGCUCAACGGCGCAGUAAUGGCAGAGGAGAUGGACGACUUCAUCUUUGUUGAAAUUAACGGCAUGAAAGUCACCGACCCCCACCAAUCCUAUUCCCUGCUUUGGGAAGCCUUGAAAGGAGACCGCGUCUCUCCUUCUCACGCUCUAGACCUCCUGGAGGCAGAGUUUUCCAAUCCCUCGCCUCGCCGAGUCUCAUGUGUAGUGCUCAUGGACGAGUUGGACCAGCUGGUGACAAAAAACCAGUCAGUCAUGUAUAACUUCUUCAAUUGGCCCGCCCUUCGACACUCCCGUCUUGUCGUUCUCGCCGUGGCAAACACCAUGGAUCUUCCUGAACGAACACUCAGCAACAAGAUUUCCAGUCGUCUUGGACUGACUCGUAUCACAUUCCCUGGAUACCGCCAUAAUGACCUGAUGGAGAUCAUCAGCACCCGUCUGGCAAAUGUACCAGGCAAUAUCGUCGAUCCAGAUGCCAUCCAAUUCGCAAGUCGCAAAGUCGCUGCCGUUAGCGGUGACGCUCGUCGAGCACUUGACAUUUGUCGUCGCGCAGUUGAGAUUGCAGAGCAAGACGCUGAAGAAGCCGCCGCCAGCAACACUCUUGCUGCAAUUGAUGAAGACGAGGAGCCUCCUACGCCUAGCAAAACGCCCGCACGACGCAACAAGGUACUCACCGAUAAGGGCCCUGGAGAUUCUUCUGCCCCGAAACUCCUGGCAGGCAAAGGGCAACCUGGACGUGUCACCAUCGCUACUAUCAAGCAAGCAAUCCAGGAGGCUACUUCCACUCCCCUACAGCAAUCUCUCCGCUGCCUUCCUCUUUCCGGCAAACUCUUCCUAGCUGCCCUCCUUGCUCGGGUCCACCGCACAGGCAUCACCGAAUCAACCUUUGGCGAUGUGCUCGAUGAAGCACGUCGGAUCGCUGACGCGGCCGUUGCUGUUGCUGGAUCUGCUGGAGCUGGCGUUAAGGACUUCCUUCUUGGCGGGGGCACAAGUGCCAGAGUGCGAGCAUUGGGCUUUGCAGCCAUGGAGCUAAUGAACUCUGGUGUCUUGGCUUUGGAGCAAGGUUCAGGCUCAAAAAGCGUAUUAGGUGGCUCUACGAUUCCUGCUCGAGGUGAUCGUAGCAGCAAAGUUCGCUUGAGGGUUGCUGCCGAGGAUGUGAGGUCUGCAUUCCGGGAGGAUCUUGAGGCUAAGGGCUUUGGUCUUGGUACUGAGCAGUGA